Nicotiana tabacum (common tobacco) is the source of this 1503-nucleotide messenger RNA. RefSeq lists its product as uncharacterized. The record is from RefSeq and is a predicted model, not a curated record. Gene Ontology annotation, molecular function: nucleic acid binding. Lineage: Eukaryota; Viridiplantae; Streptophyta; Magnoliopsida; Solanales; Solanaceae.
GUAGUCCUCCUCUUAGGGGAUAAGGAGCCAAUAGGGUUUUCUAUUUUCAUUCUCUCUCCCUUUUUGAGAGCUCUUUGAAAAGUCUCUUCUUCUUCCCCUCUCUUGGGUGAAGAAAAGAGAAAAAAAAAAUUUAUAAAAAAAAUCUUUUGUAUUCCAAUUUUUACAUAAUCCUUGUAAUUUUUAGAGAGACAAAAAAGGGGUUUUCUCUGAAAAUGGAUUCAGCUUCUGCUGCUUAUUUGUCAAUGGUGGAUCCUUUCUUGGUUGAAGCUCUUCAAAACCCACGUCAUCGUCUCACCAUUCUACGAAUGGAAUUCGAUAUUCAGAAGUUCUUGCAAAAUUCUGAUUUGCAACAGUUUGAGUUCCCACAUUUCCCUACUUCCUACCUUCGGCUUGCAGCGCACCGUGUUGCUCAACACUAUGGUUUGCAAACUAUGGUCCAGGAUAAUGUGGUGGAUGGUCAGGGAGCCAAAAUUCUGGUGACAAGAAAGCCUGAAAGCAAAUACCCUGCUGUGCGUUUGUCAGACAUCCCACCUAAACAGUCUGACAAUGACAAAUAUGAGAAGAUGAAAAUUGUAAUACGACCAAGGCCUAGUAAAACCUCGUCAAAUGAUGGUGAAUCUGGUCCAAAACGCAGCCCAGUAAGAACUGUGGAAGAGAGAAAAGAGGAGUAUGACAGGGCACGUGCACGUAUUUUUAAUAGUCCUAUUAGCUCGGAGUCAAGAGACACAUUAGCUCGUGUUGCUUCUGACAUCAAGAACAUCAUAGAUGAGAAUGAAUGUUCAAAUAGGUUACUCUUGGAUAUGGAGAAAAGCCUCAGCAGCAGGGAAGGUAGUAGUACUUCAUCUCGAGUUGCCAUCCUUAGGGACAGGGAGAAAGAGUUGAGUGACCCAGAUUAUGACAGGAAUUACGUUAGAUACGUUAAGAGUGUCCCGACUGGUCAGUGCUUUAGCUUGGCACCUUUUGAUGUGCAGAAGUUUCAGCCCCCAUAUGUGCAUUAUGAUGCUGCUUUUCCUCAGAUGAGUCAGCUGCCCAAUGCUCAAGCUUCACCAAACUACAGGAAUCCUGCUCUUGGCCCGUACCAUGCCAUGGGAUUAAAUCAGACCUCCAAUAAUGGAGUAUUCAUGCAGUGGCCAACCCAGAGCAUGAUUUAUGCACAUUCAUAUGAUCAACUUAGGCAUGCUUUCAUUCAGCCCCCUUUCUGUCAGCAACCGCUAAGCUUUGCUUACACCCAGACCCACAGUUAAUGGUCCAGAAUGGUUCAGAGGAUGUUUCCGCUGGGAAUGUAGUUUUUGUUCUCUCUUAGUGUUAUCCUGGUCUAGGUUAAUUGUGAUAGACACUAUUAAACUUGGUGCUGCAUUAGUCCCUUUUGCUUUCAUUUUUUGAAAAUCAGUUCAAGUGGAAGAAUUAAGUACUUUCAGUAUAUUUUGCAGUAAUACUUCAUAUGACAUAUAUGCACUUGCUGUUAUUACCCCCUUAAAAUAUCAGGAAGAUUAUUGUCUUUUA